Molecule: messenger RNA, 642 nt
Organism: Tripterygium wilfordii
Lineage: Eukaryota; Viridiplantae; Streptophyta; Magnoliopsida; Celastrales; Celastraceae
Product: probable terpene synthase 6
Exons: 3
Coding region: 1-642 (213 amino acids)
Molecular function (GO): magnesium ion binding; terpene synthase activity
Source: RefSeq, a predicted model, not a curated record
AUGAAAAUUAUCUAUAGCAUUGUGUUGGAUGUUUAUCAUGGAUUUGAGAAUGAGUUGAAAAAAGAAGGAAGAUCUCACUUGGUCUCUUAUGCCAAGGAUGCCAUGAAAGAAUUGGUGAGAGGCGACCAUCUCGAGGCUGAGUGGUUCCAUAAACGCUGUGUUCCUCCAUUUGACGAAUAUAUGGAAACUGGAUUAAUCACGAUCACGUUUCGUGCAUUGCUGGCACCUUCUUUUCUAGGAAUCGACAGUGUAGGGGCAGAUGCAUUUGAAUGGCUGAAAAAUAGUAAGAUUCUUAGAGCUUCACAAGCAAUUGGUCGCCUCAUGAACGACACAGCAACACGCAAGGUGGAGCAAAAGUUGGGACAUUCUGCCUCCAGCUUACAGUGCUAUAUGAAUGAAAAUGGCGUCUCUGAGGAAGAAGCAAUCAAAUAUAUCAGGGAAGAAGUGAUUGAGAGUGCGUGGAAGGAUAUAAAUGAAGAACAGAUGAGGCCAAAUAUCGUCGUCCCAAGGGAGCUUCUGAUGCUUGUUGUUAACCUUGCACGCGUAGCACAAUCGUUUUAUAAUGUUAACGACGUAUACACAAACACAACAUAUUCAAAGGAAUAUGUCAAGACCACCUUCGUUGAGCCAUUUCCCAUAUGA